ACGCUCGCGCGAUAACAUUCAAAUCGCGCUCGUCUGUACGUGUUUGUGGUGCGUGCUCAGCUACCAGUACCUAGGCGGCGGUUGUCGAGGCCCAUGCCGGAGCUCCGUUGUGUUCCUGGGCUGCAACGUGACCAAUGAGGAAUGUGUUUCCCAGUGCAGCAGUCGUGGUACCAGAUGUACAGAAACUUUGAGGAAGACCCCCUCCUCGGAGGCAAGAGCAAGUGCCUUAAGGGCACGGAGGCUGGAGAGGUUGUGGAUGAUCCGACGAUGGCGACAUUUGAGUACUCGCCCGACGGAAUGUUAAACGCAAAAAUGAAGCUCAUGUCUUCGCCUGGGUACACAGCAAAGAACGUUAUCAACGUGCAGCCCGUCGACAUUUCAGACCCUGGUUCCAGCAUAAAUCUGACAAUAUCAUAUCAUGAAUGUGGCUCAUGCAAGGUGAUCCGGCACAGCUAUAUUAAAGAAGAGAUUGUUAGGCGGUCUCCGGUACCAGUACCAUCUGCAACUACUGACGUUGUCUGCGACCACCUGGCCUCAGUGGCCAGCGCCGGCCCCCACACACUCCUGCUACUCUACCUGGCGUCCUUGCCCGCCCACUAUGUUUCUACUGUGGCAUUCGUGGUCGUAUAUCCCGCUUCUGCCGCUGGCGGCAGCAAGAUGAACGCCGUGGUUAUUCCGCCUAUGAGAGUGACCAUGUUCCCAGAUACGACGCAAUUACCCACGCGCACCCAACGUGGGCGCUGA
This is a messenger RNA of Dermacentor andersoni, 744 nucleotides long. The record is from RefSeq and is a predicted model, not a curated record. NCBI's taxonomy places the organism in Eukaryota, Metazoa, Arthropoda, Arachnida, Ixodida, Ixodidae.